AUGACACCCUUUCCCCAAGACGUCACAAACCCUUACUCACUCUCAACCUUCACCCUCCCCUUACGUCCCCGCCCCAAUGGGGGUAGUUCCAGUAGUGGUGGCUGUAGUGGGGGAGACCGCCAUGUGGAAAGCCGCCAUCAAGAGCAGCAAGUUGUCCAAACUACCACAACGACCACAACGACCACAUCGAGAACGACAGCCACGGGACCCAGACACGGGAACAUGGACAAGGACAGGGACAGGGACAUACUUCUUAACCCUGUUUCUGCUUCUGCCGUCAUGGGCCCGCGAUCCCCUAUUCACAACUGCAGUUCCAGUUCCUGUUCGGACUUUUCCACUGUGGCGUCCAAGACGGCGACGAGGGCGGGGGCAAGCCGUCAUUCGAAGCCUGCGUCAUCGAUUAGUAUAUCGGAGGUAUCCUCUGAGUCGGGGGGGACUGGAGGAGGAGCUUCUCCGAAUCUGAAGAAAUAUUUGAGAACGAGAAGGGGCGCAAUUUCGGGGCCUAGUUGCCCUGGUCCCGCUCCCGGUCCUGGUCCUCUAAGUUUGGCUUUGACUUCGGCAAGUCCGGCUCCGUGUUCAAGAUCAUCGUGGCGUUCGAGUAGUUCUAGACCUAGUCGUUCCAGAGCGUAUGGUGGGGAGCGGCUGUUGUUGCCUGCGCCUUCGAUGGGUUCGGGUUCUUUUGCUUCCGGUUCCGACUCUGGUCUCGGUUCUGAGAUGAGUGGUGGUACUACCGGUAGCAGAGCUGGUGGCAGAACUGGUAGCACUACUGGAGCUACUACUAACCGGUUGAACCAAGCUCGACUUUUCCCUUUCUCUCCCAGGGGUUGGCCAGACCACAACCGUAAUGGCUCCCAAAUCAUCACUGAUCCCGCUGGAUUUCCCGACUCAUCAUCAGUUGUCUCCAAUGAAAGCAGCAGCAGUAUAAACACCGUGCGUCUGUUGGACUUGCACACCUCGCCGCCGCCGCCGCCGUCGGCAUCCUUACGAAUCAGUGCUAGUAGGCUAUCGCAUAACCCUCGAAUUAGGACCGGAGAGAUCACGCCGGGGGAUUCUAUCUCCCAGAUUGGAUCAUCUGCCUCAGCCUCUGCCUCCGCCUCAUCCUCAACAUUACGGAGAAAUGGAGGACAACGAUCGUCGCUAAGCCUUCCGAUCCGGAGCUUACCUCUACGGGGUGUCCGGCACGUUUCUGCUUCUGAGAUUGAAUUAUCGCCGCGUAUUCGUCUAGAAGAAGAGGACCGCUGGAUUUUACCAUCGAGUCCACCUGGGAGGUUUGGGCCUCCGCCGCUUUCUGCAUUUGGAUCUGGGUCGUCGAGGGAUUCCUCCCCGAGGGAUUAUCGCAAAGUCGUUGUAGGAAGUAGCAAGUGUUCGUCUACCUAGGGUAGUGGGUGCAGGGUCCCUGGCGGGGAGUGAUGUAAGUUGUACAUAGUCAGGGAAAGGGUUCAAGGCAUUUUGGGGAUCAACGAUCACAUAGCUUGUAGCUGUCAACUGUGUCGAAUUCGAGACUCUUGCGGCUGAUCCGUAAUGUUUCUUGACCUUGGUAGGACGACAAUAAUCAAAGAUAGUACUUGGAAAUCAUGCAAACUCGUGAGUAUGGCACUCUCUGC
Molecule: messenger RNA, 1604 nt
Organism: Neurospora tetrasperma FGSC 2508
Lineage: Eukaryota; Fungi; Ascomycota; Sordariomycetes; Sordariales; Sordariaceae
Exons: 2
Coding region: 1-1377 (458 amino acids)
Source: RefSeq, a predicted model, not a curated record